ACCAACGCAAAUCAAAUUCACUUGUGAGCUUUAGUAGUGAAAAAAGCGGCAAUGGCACUAGGUAGAAGCAUGAGCAGCACUGGCGCCGUUGCUCUUGGGUUGGUGCUAACCCUGUGCUUGGCAACCAGUUGUUUUAGCAAGACGGAGUGGAUAGUUGGAGGUUGGAAGGGAUGGACCUUUGGUGUUCAUGGCUGGGAGAAGAACAAGACCUUCUACCCUGGUGACGUGCUUGUGUUCAAGUAUAAUCCGAAGAUGCAUAACGUGGUGAUAGUGAAUAAAGACGAGGAGUUCUUCUGCAGGGCUGGUGCUGUCGGGGACGAUACAUAUACCUCUGGCUACGACAAGCUCGAGCUCAGUAGCCAAGGCCCCAUGUACGCCAUCAGCAGCAAACCUGGAGACUGUGAGGGCGGAAUGAAGCUCGAAGUUCACAUCACAACACAUAGAUGAUCCAUCUAUAGACUGUCUACUUGAUAUGCAUGUCUUUUUAUUUUUAUUAUAUUCCUCAAAUAAUGGAAGGAAAUCCAAAUUAUGUGCAUGCUCUUUGCCGAUCCGUUGUAAGACAUCUCUGAAAAUGAUGUAGACGGCACAACGGAGGUUGUGUGUGUAUUUCUUGUUUUGGCAAGUGGGCAAUUAUUCCCAAAGCGUAAUAUAUUUUCACCAAAA
Molecule: messenger RNA, 663 nt
Organism: Aegilops tauschii subsp. strangulata
Lineage: Eukaryota; Viridiplantae; Streptophyta; Magnoliopsida; Poales; Poaceae
Source: RefSeq, a predicted model, not a curated record